Serpula lacrymans var. lacrymans S7.9 is the source of this 488-nucleotide messenger RNA. RefSeq lists its product as uncharacterized. Gene Ontology annotation, molecular function: DNA helicase activity. Gene Ontology annotation, biological process: DNA repair; telomere maintenance. Bases 219 to 488 code for a protein of 89 amino acids. The transcript has a single exon. The record is from RefSeq and is a predicted model, not a curated record. NCBI's taxonomy places the organism in Eukaryota, Fungi, Basidiomycota, Agaricomycetes, Boletales, Serpulaceae.
CACCAACAACGACAUGACAAACAUACGCCUAGAAAGUAUUCUCAUGAAACAAAUGAGAAAGAAGAAAAGAGUCCACCCUUCACAUUCAGAAGACAACCAACACAAAGGGCACAUACGCAAGUGCGCAAGAACUGAUCUUGACGGAAAUACCACUGUGUGCCAGCUUACUUCUUCUGACACCCAAUCUUCCCCCCAACUGCCCAUUCACACUCCAGAGAAUGUUCUUGGGGAUUUCUGGAAAUGACGAACAAGAACGCACUGUGAAGUUGAUAGGUGAACAUUACGUGAAUAACUGUCACAAACAGUUGAUGCUCUAUGUUGCUGGCACUGGAGGAUCUGGUAAAAGCCAUGUCAUUAACACAAUUGUCGAAUUUUAUAACAGGUGUAAUUGCAGCAAUGAAUUGUUAUUGAGUGCCCCCACAGGUUGCACUGCUGUCCUCAUCAGUGGUUACACCAUACACUCAUUGACAUCCCUACCAAAAUCUUAG